This is a messenger RNA of Hibiscus syriacus, 1509 nucleotides long. RefSeq names its product protein IQ-DOMAIN 14. The coding region runs from base 109 to 1338 and encodes 409 amino acids. NCBI's taxonomy places the organism in Eukaryota, Viridiplantae, Streptophyta, Magnoliopsida, Malvales, Malvaceae. The record is from RefSeq and is a predicted model, not a curated record. The transcript is spliced from 5 exons. Gene Ontology annotation, molecular function: protein binding.
UACUCAAUUCUGGGUUUGAUUCUUAUUUUCAUGAAAAUAAGGUUUGAGUUCAAGUAUAAAAGAUGGCGUGGAAUGGAGUUAAUUAGAGAGCUUCCAUGACUUCUUUCAAUGGGAAAGAAAAGGAGCUGGUUUAGUUGGGUAAAGAAGAUUUUCUCUUCUGAUGCAAAGCCAAAAAUUGAAAAGAAAUCAAAGAGGUGUAGAUGGAUUUUUGGAAGACUGAAGCUCAAGCAAUACCACCCUGCACUGGCGGCACCUCCGCAGAAAUCGUUGUGUCAAGCAACGGAAGAGCAACGAAAGCAUGCUUUGAACGUCGCCAUCGCCACUGCCGCUGCAGCCGAGGCCGCGGUUGCCGCCGCACAAGCCGCGGCAGAGGUUGUCCGUCUUGUGGGAGCAUCUAAAUCUUUCCAUCAUUUCACAGCAAAGGACAGGAAUCGGGCUGCUAUUAAGAUACAAGCCGCUUUCCGGGCACAUCUGGCAAGGAAAGCCCUACGGGCACUAAGGGGACUGGUGAAACUCCAAGCCAUCAUCCGCGGCGAAGUCGUGCGACAUCAAGCAAUGAAAACUAUGAAGUGCUUGCAAUCUGAUACAAAAAUGUACCAAGAGAUCAAGGAGAAGAGCAUUUCUACACCAAAACUUGUUUGUCCAGACACGAGGAAAAAUCAGAGUCUCGUAAACAAAGAUGAGUUGCAGGACACGGAUAUCAUUAAACAUGAUUACUAUAGUCAAAGGGGUUGGAAUGACCGUGCGGUUUCUAAAGAAGAAGCUGAAGCCAUAUCCUUAAGAAGGAAGGAAGCAAUGGCCAAAAGAGAGCGUAUGAAGAAAUACUCAUAUUCUCAUCGGGAGAGAGCGAGUACUCGAAUGCUCGAUGAAUCCAUGCGUAUCAAAGAAACCGGAAGGAACAGCUUUGUGGAAGCAGAAGCAAAUGCCGAGGGAAAUAGAAAUGAAAGAGUGAUGAUUUUAACAUCCAACAAAGCUUUGAACUCGGGUACAUGGGAAGUACAUGGCCUACCUCAUAUUCGAUUUAGAAAUUUGCAAAAGCAAGACAUGCUAGACGGACUGAACUCGCCGUUUUCGUUUCCAAGAAGAUCGUUCUGUCGUGCCAGAGACGAGACUUCGGUUCCAAGUUCCCCAGUUUUUCCAACAUAUAUGGCUGCAACAGAAUCUGCAAAAGCGAAGGCAAGGUCAAUGAGCACACCAAGGCAGCGGCUCGGAUUUUCCGAAACCUGCUUCGAGUAUAACAUGCCACACAAGGGUGGACUUUCCUUUUGGUCCACAUACAAUGGUGAGACACUAGGCAUCAAUGAGAAGAACAGUCUGUCCAUGAAACGACUUCCCUGAGUUCCCCAGAGCAUCAUAUUACAAGGAAGAUCUUUCAUGUGCUGUACAUGAUGAGAAAUAUAGAUAACUGCUUGUUUGUUUGUUUUCUUUUUAUUGUGUAAAAAGGGUUUGGAAAGGUUUUUGUGCCAAAUAAUGAGCAAUGCAAGAUUUGGCUUGUAUUUCAAAGAAAAA